This is a messenger RNA of Sphaerulina musiva SO2202, 3589 nucleotides long. RefSeq names its product DNA repair protein. Gene Ontology annotation, molecular function: DNA-directed DNA polymerase activity; deoxycytidyl transferase activity; damaged DNA binding. Gene Ontology annotation, biological process: error-prone translesion synthesis; error-free translesion synthesis. The transcript has a single exon. The record is from RefSeq and is a predicted model, not a curated record. The coding region runs from base 120 to 3536 and encodes 1138 amino acids. Gene Ontology annotation, cellular component: nucleus. Lineage: Eukaryota; Fungi; Ascomycota; Dothideomycetes; Mycosphaerellales; Mycosphaerellaceae.
AGAUCUUCAGGGGAGUGGUUUGCCAUGUCAACGGUUACACCCAACCCUCUCUACACGAUCUUCAUACUUUGAUCGUUCAGCAUGGAGGCGGCUUCAUUCAGUAUCUGGAUGGCAAGACUAUGGUCACUCACAUCAUCGCGAGCAAUUUAACUCGCAAAAAGAAGGAAGAGUUCAAGCGCUAUCGAAUUGUAAAGCCUGCUUGGGUUGUCGACAGUAUCAAGGCUGGCAAGCUGCUCCCCUGGGAUACGUAUCGAGUUGUGGACGAAGGCGUGGCCCAGAAGGUUCUCGGCUUCGACAAUGGACAAGUCGUGAGCCAGGUGAACAAAGCCACGCGGGGCUACCGUGAGCAGACAGACGCGAGUUGGUACACAAGUCAACUGCGUGGAUCACAGUCGACCGCACCUAGUAAACCGCCCUUACUUACACAAACUGUCACCCCUGACAUUGAAGAGAUAGAUGAUGAUGAUGAAUUUGGACUGCCAGAUAUUACGAGUUCCGUUGAGCAGGCACUGAAUGAGGCCGAAAAUUUGCCAACUGAUCAGGACGACGGCGGCUCGCGCGCACCGGAAGUCGCAGGUGGACCGCAGACGCCCCCUCCCACAAGUCCGAUGUCGCCGCCGCAGGAAGAGGCAAAGGUGGAAAUCGAGGCGCAGAGUCCGGAGGCAAUCGAACCAGAGCCGCCCCCUGGGCACCAAUCUGUCUUGAGGCCACGCGAAGGCUCACAGGAACCAGAUUACACGCAUUCUCUUAUCAGGAAUUCUGAAGUACUGAAGAACAUUUCUCCCACCAAGCUGGCUGCCAUGACUGCGGAAGAGCACAAUGCCUUGAUACUAUCUGAUCCGAAGAUUCGAAAGUCCACCGUGGUCCACCCCGACUUUCUGGAACAGUAUUAUCGCGAGUCGCGACUACACCAUCUCUCUACCUGGAAGGCCGAUCUCAAAUCCCAGCUUCAGGCACUGGCUUCCGAGAAGUCCUCCUCCCAAAAGGCCAAACAGAAACGGCAGCCCGGGCAGAGACGCUAUGUGAUGCAUGUUGAUUUCGACAGCUUUUUUGCUGCAAUCUCAUUGAAGAAAUGUCCUCAAUACAAAGACAAGCCUGUUGCGGUCGCACAUGGUGGUGGUUCUGGUUCUGAAAUCGCGAGCUGUAAUUACCCAGCACGAAAAUUUGGCGUCAGCAACGGCAUGUGGAUGAAACGCGCACAGGAGCUCUGCCCAAGCAUAAAGAUAUUACCUUACGACUUCCCAGGGUACGAGGACGCGAGUCGCAAAUUCUACGAUGCCAUCAUGGCUACUGGAGGCAUCGUGCAGAGUGUCAGCAUUGACGAGGCUCUCGUAGACAUCAGUGUGAUGUGCUUCACUGGCAGUGGCACUGAUGGUGUCAGGCGUGAUGAGGGUGCGGUGCAUCGGGAACAGAGUAGAGCUGAUGAGAUAGCGCAAGCACUCCGAGAUGAAGUUCUUCAAAAAACUGGUUGUGCUGUCUCCGUCGGCAUCGGGGCCAAUAUACUACAGGCUAAAAUUGCUUUGCGCAAAGCCAAGCCUGCUGGACAGUACCAGAUCAAGCCAGACGAUGUGCUGGAAUUCAUUGGGCAAUUAGAAGUGCAGAAGCUUCCAGGGGUCGCUUGGAGCAUUGGUGGCAAACUGGAAGAGAUUGGCAUCAAAUUGGUCAAAGAUGUCCGCGAAACAUCGAAAGAGAAGCUGAUCAACACCCUUGGCCCGAAAACUGGGGAGAAAAUCUACGAAUAUGCUCGCGGAAUUGACAAAACAGAAGUUGGAGAACAGGUCGUGCGCAAGUCUGUAUCCGCGGAGGUCAAUUGGGGCGUGCGCUUUGAGAACCAGGAGCAGGUGGACGAGUUCAUGAGUGGGUUGUGCGGCGAGCUGCACAAACGUCUUAUGAAGGAGCGGGUUAAAGGCCGACAAUUGACCAUGAAGGUCAUGAAGCGUGCUGCAGAUGCCCCUUUGGAUCCACCAAAACAUCUGGGACAUGGCAAAUGCGAUGUCUUCAACAAAAGCUUGCAGCUCGGCGUUGCCACCAAUGACCACGCACUGAUCGCGAGAGAGGCAAUUGCUUUGAUCAAGUCGUUCAACAUUUCGCCAGGCGAGCUGCGAGGCAUAGGCAUACAGAUGCAAAAGCUGGACCAGAUCAAGGUUGGCGCUGAGGGUGCGGAUCAAGGCAGUCAACGACGAUUGCAGUUCAAAGCCGGCCCUGGCUUUUCGAAAGCUGCACCAUCUGUACCGCCAGUAGUCCCGAGAGAUGACAUCCAGGAUGAAGGCCACACGCCGCCAAAGAAGCGCAUCGCUGAAGCCAACAAGCCAAGCGCAGCAUUCCGUCCAGCCAAUCCUGGAACACCAAGCAAGAAACCACUGAAUGUGUUGGGCACGCAGUUUGUACUGCCGACCCAAGUCGACCCUGCCGUCCUUGCUGAACUCCCUGAGGAUAUUCGAGCCAAGCUCGCUCGCCAGGUGCACGUCAAGGCUGGCGUCGAAGAAGUAGAAGAGGCUCCGCCAGCACCAGAGGUCAUUCCGAAGCUGAGACUUGCCGAUACGAAAGACUCUCUACCCCCGUCGAGAGCCCAUUCACCAGCGACCAUUGUGCCGCCACAAUCGCAGCUUGACCUCAGCAUCCUCAACGCAUUACCCGCAGACCUUCGAGCUGAGGUGCUUGGUUUCUACAAAAAGCCCCAAGCAGGCCCAAGCAGACAAGGCGACCAAUGUGUACUACCGCAAUCGCCUCGCAAAAAUCGUACACUGCCACCCCCUCCCCCAGUAGUCAAACGUGGUCGUGGACGUCCAAAAGGCGCCAAAAAUCUCACUUCUCGUUUACGAAAAGUCGCAAACGACCGAUCCACCUUAACACAGUCCAACUUCAUUGCUCACAGCGCGCCCAUACCUGCCAUAUCCGAAGCAGUAGCCUCCCAUUCGUCCAAAAAAUCUGCAUCCGAAGUCGAAGAAGAGCAGCAGCUCGACCCAGAAGUCCUCGCCGCAUUGCCCGCAGAGCUUCGCAAGGAAAUCCUCGCGCAGCAGCGACAAGAACGUUUACAGCGCACGGGCGGAAUUGAUACUUCGCUGCAUCAACGACCGAAGAAGAAUUCAUGGCUCAAUGUCAACAACAAGAAAGAAACUUCGAUAGUCGUGACAGAUUCGGAUUCGGGUCUGCCAGAACAGCAUCCACAACGACAACAACAUUCUUUCCUCCUCCCUCCUCGACCUCCCCAACCGACUUUCACGAGUCAAAAACUCAGCACAUUGCCCGAAUUACGCAGUGCGAUUAGUGCAUGGUUCCAAGAAUUUCAGGAUGAAGCGCCUUUUGUCGAGGAUGUGGAUGCGCUGAUUACAUAUUUGAAAGCUGUAGUUCUAGACGAGAGGGAUUUGGAUAAAGCUGUCAAAUUGGUGAAAUGGAUGGCUUGGGUGAUUGAAGAACAUGGUGAGGAUGUGCCUGAAGAUGUACUGAAUGGUUGGACGGAUGCGUUGGGGAGGACGAGGAGUGGUGUGCAGGAUGCUGCGAGGGAAAGAGGGUUGGGGUGUGUUGUGUUUGAGUGAUGUUUGAGUCGAGGACGAUAACGAAUAAUGCAAUGUCACAACCAAUAUUGAUC